Blepharisma stoltei is the source of this 1790-nucleotide messenger RNA. The record is from the annotation of a GenBank genome assembly. NCBI's taxonomy places the organism in Eukaryota, Ciliophora, Heterotrichea, Heterotrichida, Blepharismidae.
AUGUCAAUAGAAAUCCGUUACAUGUCUUUGGUUUUGAUUUUUUUACGGCAGGUUUUUCGGGAUUAUUUAGUCAGACAUUUGCUCACUCUCUCCCUAUAAGCGAACAAAAGCAUUGAAAAAUCCCUAUUUUUUAGGCAAAAAACCGAUUCCAUGAGUGAAAAAAAAAUUAUUUCAUUUAUAAUAAUAACUAUCAUGAAAUCUCAAGUUAAUUCUGUUGAAUUUUAAGCAUCUUACAUUUAAAGCAUAAAUUAAUAAAAAAUAAUUUUCACUUUACUUUUUUUUUAAUUUAGAAAAAAAAAUUAAACCCCUCCUUGAACGAACAAAAUGUUUUGUUCGCACAUGGGGGGAGUCAGCAAAAUUCGUUUUUGCCGACCUAUUUUUACGAGGAAAAAGAUUCGACUAAAUAUUGUUUAGGAAAUCACUGCUAAUGAAUGCACUUAAGGAAAAGAUUUCCUGCCAAGAAAUCGGCAAGCGUCUAAGAAUAGAGCAAGACCAUGAUGAUUUUAAGUACAAGCGUGGUCGAGCAUAAACCCGUCCCACUCAAUAUCAAACUCCCUAGUCUUAUAAUAAUAAAUAUAAUAGAUAUUAUGUAUUUUCGCUCUUAAACUAUUAAAACGCAAUUUACAUGUAUUUCAUAUCCCUACUAUAAAUAAACAUUUCAUAUGAUAAAAUUUUUAGACUAAUAAAUAAAGGAGCUAAUAGAGAAAAUAUGCUGAAUAUCGCUUAAUUAUCGCAUUUUUAUCAAGUUUAAUUCUGUUUAAACUGGAGAGACACAAAUAAAUUAAUUCAAGCAUAAUUAUGCAUCAUAGGCACACUCAAUAUCUAGCCUCGAUUUUGCUAAAUUGAUGCGUUUUAACAAAUCCAAUGUGCUCACAUAACUUAUUUAUAUAUAACAUAAUAUAUCUCAUUUAAAUUUAAUACAAAGAUGCAAACUAAACUGCAAGCCAUAUAAAAAUUUAGUAUAUAGUAGGGAUAUGAAAUAAAGUAUUAAAUAUACGUAAACAUGCCAUAAAUCGUGUUUUAAUAGCUUAGAAGUGAAAAUACUGCAAUAUCUCUUAUAUUUUCUUAUUAUUAAGACUAGGUAGUUUGAUAUUGAGGGAGAGCAGGGUUUAUUAUUGGCCACAAGCGCACCUUCAAAUCGGAUCCUGAGCCCUGCUCACAAGUAAUUGACUUUGGCAGCCAGUCACUCAAUGAAAAUUUAAUAAGAUUAUAUUCCCUUUUUCCACGCAAAGGCCGGGAAGAACUGCUUUCAGCUCUUGAAGCCACAUGUAAUAAUUUGGACUCCAGCAUCACCCUUCUCCAAAAGAAGGACCGAGACAAAGCACUAGACGAGUGUACGUACGCCUAUGCCACAAAUCUCGUCCAAAAUCUCAGGCAAGUUUAUUCUAUGGAAGAUGCUUCAAGAAUGGUUCAAGCUUAUAUGAAAAAACACACCAGUCAGAUUUCUGAGGUUUCUUCCUCGGCUAUGUAUAAUGAAAACAAAGAGCUAGAAAGACAAAUAGGGAUUCUUAAUAAUGACACCUCGAUGCUGAAAAAAGCUGUCUUGAAAUUGCAUAUACUUGCUUUCCUUGAUUGCUUGUCUGAAUGGUUUUUCUCAGCCAAGGUUGAAAUGAUUAGUUAAUUUUCUUAGUUAAUUGGCAAUAUAAGGAAAAAAGUAUAGCAGACUUUUGGCCAAAAAAGGAAUCGAAGACGAGUAUGAAGCUUUAUGUGAACAACUGAAGCAAGAAAAAUACAAAAACUAUGCGUUGAGAUCUCAAGUAAGUCAGAAUGUGAAUAACUUCUUUAAUUAA